Messenger RNA from Aspergillus viridinutans, 1200 nucleotides. Its product is annotated as putative extracellular glycine/serine-rich protein. The transcript is spliced from 2 exons. The record is from RefSeq and is a predicted model, not a curated record. NCBI's taxonomy places the organism in Eukaryota, Fungi, Ascomycota, Eurotiomycetes, Eurotiales, Aspergillaceae. The coding region runs from base 1 to 1200 and encodes 399 amino acids.
AUGGCUACUCUACGGAAGUCCAAGGCCAGCUUACUGGCUUUGAUUUUCUUGGUCGAUAUGGUUUCAUUCUCUGGUCUCGUUGGAGCUAGACCUAUUGCCAUGGACCAGUUAGACGUUCCGGCACAGGAGGGUUACCACGACAGACUGGGGCAGGACGGAGUCGCUGGCCUCGCCGAGAAGCUCGGCUGGCAGGAAGCCUCUGGCGUGGACAGCGGCACGCACAUCCAGUCCAGACAAUACUCUGAUUUUGGCGGCACUGCCACUGGCGACACGACUAUAGGGAAUGCCGCCACAGGUAAUUCCCGGCCCGGAAGCACGGCCGACAAUAGCUUUGCUGGAACGGUUGGUUCGGGUAUCACGGUCACACCAUCCGGAGCAGCUCCAGGUACCGGGGCGAGCGGGUCUGCCAUCGCGGGCAGCGGUCCCGGUAGUGGCUCUAAGGGUGGCGGUUCCCCGACCGACACUGCAGGCAGCUUUGUCACCCCCGCAUCUGGGGGUGUUCGCGGAGGCUCUAGCUCUGCUUCGGCAAGUCCAGGAACCAAGGUCAGCGGAUAUGGGGUCUCUGGUAAUGCUGGCGGCACCAGCGGCACAGGUACUAGGCCUAACGGCAGCGGUUUCUCCCCCAGCAGCUCCGGGAGCAGUGGCACUCCAAGCUCUGGUUUAGGUUCUGGAGAUACAGUAUCUGAAGGGAGUGGAACUGUUGCCGGCACUCCCGGUGCGUUUGGAACCGGGAACCCUGAAAUGCCAGCACCUUCCGUGGGCGGUAGCAGUUCUACCGACGGCACUGCGGGCAGCAGGCCUUCUGGCUUUGGAACAGGCGACGCAGGCUAUGGAAGUGAUAGUCCUUCGACCCUUCAAGACGCUGGUAGAGAAUCUACCCCCAACAAACCUGCAGGAUCCGGAACGGGUACAGAGGGUUCUGAAGCUGUAGACUCUGCAACCAGUCGGGGUUCAGCCAGCAUGGAAGCGCCAGACCCCGCCGGCAACAAGGCAUCUGAACGUGCAAAGAGAUCGACUACAACUGACCCCGUCAACGGGGGCGGAAAUACCAACAAUGGAGUCAACGGUGGAGCGACCAACACCGGCGGCGGCACAAAUGUCAAUGUCAUUACGAGCCCAGCCACCGGGGGUGAAAAAGACAAAGGGACCAUCAAUACGCUGCUUGACAAGCUGUCUUCGAUCAUAAAGACUUUGCGCUGA